Dothidotthia symphoricarpi CBS 119687 is the source of this 1566-nucleotide messenger RNA. RefSeq lists its product as uncharacterized. The record is from RefSeq and is a predicted model, not a curated record. The transcript is spliced from 3 exons. Lineage: Eukaryota; Fungi; Ascomycota; Dothideomycetes; Pleosporales; Dothidotthiaceae. The coding region runs from base 1 to 1566 and encodes 521 amino acids.
AUGGCUUCUACGGAGAACCUCGAUCCCCAGUACCUCUACUUCCUACCACCAUAUCUUGCCUUCCAUUCGGAUGCGAAAGUUUCAACGGAUCUGCUCUCAGCGCCCACCGAUUCAUCACAAGCUCAGCUCUUCUAUCUCAGUUGCGUUGAUAAUCCACCGUCGGAAGACUUCAAAAUCACGAACCAUACCCGCGAAGAUAUCGACACAUGGUGCAUGAUCCGUCGCAUACAGCCGGAGCUCAACUUUGUCGACCGCCAGCGAUGCUUGGUCCGCCACAAGGCUCUUCAAGCACUGCGAAGCAUCGGUCUCGAUUAUCGGGGAGGGGUUGAGAACUUCAUGCUUGCGCCGCGAGAAGAGAUAGAUGGCGAAAAGAGACUCCCAACGACAGGCAUCCUGAUUGUAGAUGCCGACAAGGCAGCCGAGUACGUUCAACUGGGCAUGCGCUUCGAGUCUGCGGAAAUCCAUAUACCAAAGAGUCUAGAUGAAGCAGCGAGGCGAUACUCGGAAGUUUCCACGGUGGUCAACUCAUCAGGAGACACGGUAGCGGCUCAACAAGUACUAUUAGACAGGUCAAACCGUUCCACUGACGAGGAUGAGAAGUGGAUGCUUGGUCGCGAGAUAUUCCGCCUGGAUGUGCUUCUCCAGCAUGAGGAGUGGCUUAUCGACCUAGCCAACGAAAAGGCACUUCAGCGAAAGGAGACUAUGCAAGAGACAGACAUUGAAGUUAAAGCGUUGCCUUCUGCCCUGCAAGAGAAGAAUGUGGCUUUCCAGUAUGCUCUAGAUAAGAAGCGCGAGAGCUGGAAACACAGAACGUUAGAGGACAUGGAAGGAUUUGAGCAGUAUAUGCGUGAAGAACAAUGGAAGUAUGGGAGAGAUUGCUCGGAGGCUGACAAGUUGAUGGACUUAAGAACUAGAAAUGCGGCAACAUUAUUCAUAUCAAGGCGGGAAGAUGUGAGCAGUCCAAGUAUUCUAUCUGAUGAUGAGGACUUCGAUGAAAAUUCACAUGUCGACGCACCAGGAGAAGAUCUUGAAUGCACAGCAUUGCAAGGCUAUGGCGACUGGAGAGCAGCAGCCGACGGCGACACUUUCGGCCGGCCUUUAGUGGAAUUCAAAUCAGAUCAUGGAUGGAACACACCGCGCAAGAUGUCUACAGACGCUCACCACAAUGGGGCGGCCUCUCCCGAUUUCAGAGGGUCACCCAAACCAUUACACGAAGAGGUAAAACCGGACUACAAAUGGGCCAUACCGGCGGGAGAGCCUGAACAGAUGAUUCGCAACCGAGAGUGUCCGUCAAAUAACGGAGGAUGGUCUACUUUGAAAGACGGAGAGAACGCAUGUGGGGAUGGAGGGGAGUUGCAAGGCGGUACGACUAACGAAGUCGAAGACAGCAAGCAAGUGGAGCUAGAGAAGGACGGUUGGCCUUGCACCCAGGACGAAGCACUCAGUGAAACGUGGUGGACACCAAGGGAGUGGGCUCAGGACACGACAAAAGAUGUCAAGACAGCACAUGGCUACGCGACGCCUAUGUCCUGCAGAAUUUGGGGGAGACAAGAUAGACUUUGGUAG